Messenger RNA from Bactrocera oleae (olive fruit fly), 620 nucleotides. Its product is annotated as keratin, type I cytoskeletal 15. The record is from RefSeq and is a predicted model, not a curated record. Lineage: Eukaryota; Metazoa; Arthropoda; Insecta; Diptera; Tephritidae.
CGGCGAUAAAAUCUGCAAAUAUUAUCGUCAAUAUAAACCUUAAAACGAAACUAUAAAAAGUUUUGGUGGAAUCGCUGAGCGGUAGUAUUGAAUUGUCUAUACAGAGUUACGAAGUAAUAAAAUUUGUGCCAAAAAUAUGCGUAGUAUAAUUCUAAUUGCUUUUAUUGGCACCGUAUUGAGCAUUAUGAUGCAUCGGUGCAAUGCUGGAACACCAGUGACAUCUGAAAGUUCAGAGAUGUCCGUUCAACCCUUCAGAUAUAUGAGUCGUCGUGCCGCGCAAGGGGGCGGUGGCGGUGCAGGUGGUGGCGCUGGUGCUGGCAUGGGUUUUGGUUUCGGUGCAAAUAUGGGUGGCCAAGCAGGCGCUGAAGGAGGUGGACAAAGUGUCCAUUAAAUGUUUGAAGCAAUAAAACAUAACGGCACUUUUGGCAACGAUUGCAUAUCGAAAAGGACAACGAAAGGGACAACGUUUCUAAUAAUUCUACACUCAAAUCGUAACAACCAAAUAUAGUAAAGCGCACCAACAACUCAAAUAUUGUACAUGAACAUUUAAAAAUUCAUACAAAAUAUGUGAAUAAUAAUAAAUGAAUUAUAACCACGUUAGAUAUCAACGGCAAAGUAUA